AUGAUAAAUGCCCACUCAGACCUUCUUCGCAAGGUGUAUGGAAGUUACUACCUUUCGGAGUUGAUUGAGGCUCAAAGUGAUGAACUCAAAUGUAUUGUUGUAGAGAGUGAUCGUAGAGCUGUUGGAUUUAUAAGCGCAACGAGAGAUGUGAAUAUUAAAAGCUUGAAUGAACAUUAUGAUUUGGAUGUAUUCAAUGGACUAGUGAAGUGUGACGGUCCUGCUGAAAAUAUGUUACUGCCGUUAAAUGAAAAUGUCACUUCAAGGAAUGAUAAUGAACUAAAUAAAGCAGGUCAUACAUCAGCAAGUUAUACAAGCACUGAGGAACAAAUCAAUUCGUUAGAAUUUAAUCAAUCACAUUAUGAUCAUUAUAAUUCAACGAACGGAAAAAGCAAAAGUGUCACUGGACAAAAAGACUUCUACUUGAAAAUAGAACAAUGA
Molecule: messenger RNA, 438 nt
Organism: Trichobilharzia regenti
Lineage: Eukaryota; Metazoa; Platyhelminthes; Trematoda; Strigeidida; Schistosomatidae
Source: the annotation of a GenBank genome assembly